Macroventuria anomochaeta is the source of this 849-nucleotide messenger RNA. RefSeq lists its product as uncharacterized. The record is from RefSeq and is a predicted model, not a curated record. The transcript is spliced from 3 exons. The coding region runs from base 1 to 849 and encodes 282 amino acids. Lineage: Eukaryota; Fungi; Ascomycota; Dothideomycetes; Pleosporales; Didymellaceae. Gene Ontology annotation, molecular function: acyltransferase activity, transferring groups other than amino-acyl groups.
AUGUCGUCUCAGUCCAACAGCGCCUUGAACACUGCCUCUGAGAGGCCCUAUACCUACCUCAUCAGUAUGAACGAUUUUGGACCAGGCUCUGUCCAAGGCAACGUAAGCAGCAAUGCAGCUCAAGGGCGUACUCAGGGAGUAGAGCCUUUGCUCGACGCUGAGUACGAAGAGUACACUCGACUCCAGUACACUGCCUUCCGAAGCAGCGGCGGCAUUUCAACCUUCAUUUUUCCAUCCGGGCUUCCAGCCGAUGCAAUGAGAUCCAUAGUGGAGAAAGGACAAAAGAAAAUGCACGAAAAGGAGAACGCAUACUACGCGAAAGUCGUAGACCAGGAGUCCAGGCAAAUAGUCGCAAUAGCCCAUUGGAAGCUGUUCACCUCGGAAAGAACGGCGGAAGAACAGCAGGCUUUGGAGAGAACAAGAACCCCGCUCCCUGGUGUGAACUUACUUGCCUGGAGAGACUACUAUGGGCAUGUCCAGGACAGUCGGUGUAGACUUGGGACAAGGCCCUGCUUGACUGUCCAUGUCUUCGCUACUCAUCCCGCUCAUCGUCGAAAUGGUCAUGGCGCAAUGCUUCUUGAGCACAUCCUCAGGCAAGCGGAUGAACACUGUCUCGAGACUUACCUGGAAGCCUCAGAGCAAGGCAAGCGUCUGUAUGCGAAGUAUAGUUUCCAGGCAAUCUAUGAGAAGGAGUUCAACUUGGCGAGGUAUGGGGGUUCUGGGGCAGACCGUAACACUAUCAUGAUGCGACCGGCGCAGAGACCCAGCGAUGCGACCAUCGAACGAACAGCAGGGGCACCACCUCUGAACAACACCUCCACCGAUGUUAGGGCCGCGGGCAUUGUGUAA